Messenger RNA from Scophthalmus maximus (turbot), 2753 nucleotides. RefSeq names its product gap junction protein alpha 10 b (gene gja10b). NCBI's taxonomy places the organism in Eukaryota, Metazoa, Chordata, Actinopteri, Pleuronectiformes, Scophthalmidae. Bases 240 to 1688 code for a protein of 482 amino acids. Gene Ontology annotation, cellular component: connexin complex. The record is from RefSeq and is a predicted model, not a curated record. The transcript is spliced from 2 exons. Gene Ontology annotation, biological process: cell communication.
GUGUCAGCAACACUGCACAGAGGGGUCUUGCCUGUCUUCAAGGGGAUGACAGUUGAGUCCCACUGUCCAACAAAUGAAUCUGCUCUUUUAUGAUGGCUUCACGCUGAAGCACACGAGACAAGGACCCUAGAAAGCAUGUAAGUAAAACCUUUUUAUCGCAUUUUGACCUCCCAUUUGAGGGACCGACUACUAAACUACUUUUCUUUAUGCACCGACAGCUGAGAAUAAUGUGACAGAAGAUGGGGGACUGGAACUUAUUAGGGAGCAUUUUAGAAGAGGUCCACAUCCAUUCCACCAUCGUGGGGAAGAUCUGGCUCACCAUCCUCUUCAUUUUCCGGAUGCUUGUGCUCGGUGUUGCAGCGGAGGACGUCUGGGACGACGAGCAGAGUGAGUUUGUUUGCAACACAGAGCAACCGGGCUGCAAGAAUGUCUGCUACGACCACGCUUUCCCCAUCUCCCUCAUCCGCUACUGGGUCCUUCAGAUCAUCUUCGUGUCCUCCCCGUCCCUGGUCUACAUGGGCCAUGCCUUAUACCGUUUGAGGACCCUUGAGAAAGAGAGGCACAGGAAAAAAGCCUGCCUGAAAGCCGAGCUGGAGGGGAGAGACCCCAUCCAGGAGGACCAUAAGAGAAUCGAGCGAGAGCUCAGGAAACUUGAUGAACAGAAGAAAGUAAGGAAAGCUCCCCUCAGAGGCUCCUUGCUGCGCACAUAUGUUUUCCAUAUCUUGACUAGAUCUGUGGUGGAGGUGGGUUUUAUUAUAGGACAGUGUGCUCUGUACGGCAUCGGGCUUUCGCCUCUGUACAAAUGCGAGAGGUUGCCUUGCCCCAACAGCGUUGACUGUUUUGUGUCCCGACCAACAGAGAAAAACAUUUUCAUGGUCUUCAUGCUGGUUAUCGCUGGAGUGUCUCUAUUCCUCAACCUCCUGGAGAUUUUCCAUCUAGGGGUGAAGAAGAUCAAACAAGGCUUGUACGGAUACAAAUAUGGGGAUGAUGAAAGUGUGUGCAGGUCAAAGAAAAACUCCGUGGUGCAGCACGUUUGCGUGUUCACCAACUCCUCACCGCAGAGGAUGAUGCAGCUCACACAGAUGACCUGCUCUGGUGUCUCCGAUGCUGUCAGGGAGACUCUGCCUUUGAAUUUACCCCCAGGGGCCUCUCAGAAUCUGGAGCAGUCCAACAGUUCCCAGCAGCACCCUGCACAGAUGUACCUGCCGAGCCAAGCCGACAUCCAGGUCCUGCAGCAACUGGGGGCGUUGGAGCGGCGCUACACCCUGGAGAGCUGCAAACCCUCGUGUAGCAGUGAUGAGUCGAACGGACGCCGCGGCUCGGGCCAGCCGCAGUACGCAGGCCCUCGGGCCACACUCAUGGCCAGCCACAUGGAGAUCCCAGCAGCCCUGAAGACCACGCAGAGGAAGCAGAGCAGGGUGAGCGCUUGCAGGGAGUUCAGUGACACGAGUGAUUCCCCGGAGAGCGACCACUACCCCACAGCCAGGAAGUGCAGUUUUAUGUCCAGAGGAAUGUCAGAAGGCAUGCUGGCCACAUCCGACAGCGCCAACUCGCACAGCGUUACAGAUCUCGAGGCCCAGCACCUCAACCAGGGCGAGAGUCCCAUGGUGACCCCGCCGCCUCCAUCCAGUGGGAGGAGGAUGUCCAUGAGCAUGAUUCUAGAGUUGUCUUCAAUCAUGAAGAAGUAAACGGCAAAUUUUCAUCCUGGGACCAAGCCAGAGGAUAAGUUUAAAGAAGGGAUAGACUGACCCUGAUCAUUAAAGGAGACAUAUUAUGCUCAUAUUCACAUUCAUAAUUAUAAUUUGGGUUAUUACUUAAAAGGGUUUACAUGCUCUAAUGUUCAGAAAAAGCAUCAGUUUCCUCAGACUGUCCAUUCCUGUAGCUCAUCUUCCCAGCCUCAAUGCUUGGUUUUAGCUUCUGUCUCUUUAAGGCAUCCCUCCCGAUAAAGCACAGUCUGCUCUGAUUGGCCAGCUGGCCCACUCUGCUGUGACUUGGUCAACCAUAACAAGAAGGAAGUGUUGGCCUCCACUCCACUCUUGCUCUACCUGGCUUUAUUUGGGGCAUGCCAGACUGACCGCAAUGCGUGUGUUAUGCACUUUGUAACAUUGUGAUAUCACGAUCUUACAGAUGUAUUGGCUGGAUUACUAUUAAGGUGUUUCAGGAGCUUCAGGAGCCGUGAGGAGAUUUAACAUGUAACAUUAUAAAACACUAGAGGAAAGGGUAAAAUCUGAAAAAGCAUAAUAUGCAUCCUUUGAGCAACUAUCGUGUCUCUCGCCCUGCAACUGGGCAUUUUCACAAUAUGUUAAUACAGUACGUAUUGUGCAGGAGCUUCAGGUUAAAUUUGCUAACACAAUUCCACAGACUAAAGAUGCUUAAUAAUUUGCUUUAGGUUCCAUACCAAUGAUAUCUCCAACAUCUUUUAUGUAGACGACAGUUUGCAAGCCUCUAGUUUAUAGAGACCAUGAAUCAAAUAUGAAUCAAAAUUCUAUUUGCUCAAUUUCUCAAGGCACAUGGGACUGCUCAUAAAAUGAGGCCAAAAGUCUUGACAGAAGAUUGUAAUUACAGAUUGUGCAAUUGGUGACCACGAGAGGAUGAAAGAAUUCUCCAAACCAGUGUUUAUGAUUUAUCAUACUGAAUGACCUGCAGAAAAAAAAGGCUCUUCAAAUUGAACAUGUUUUGACUGAGAGUCGCCUAAUAUUGUUUAUGAAUAUAUCUGACAAAUUUGAGCUGUUAUUGCAAAUGUUUCUGGUGUC